Molecule: messenger RNA, 3115 nt
Organism: Clarias gariepinus (North African catfish)
Lineage: Eukaryota; Metazoa; Chordata; Actinopteri; Siluriformes; Clariidae
Gene: lrfn5b
Product: leucine rich repeat and fibronectin type III domain containing 5b
Exons: 3
Coding region: 122-2491 (789 amino acids)
Molecular function (GO): protein binding
Source: RefSeq, a predicted model, not a curated record
GGGCGAUCAUGCUGCUGUAACGGGGGGAAAAAAAGCGGGCUUUGGUGGGAAGAGGGGCGGUGUGCCGCACGAAGCAAGCCUCAGAUCUACACAAGGGGUGGUAUUAUAACAGCUGACCCAGAUGGAGACCUUAUUUGUUUACUUGAUGGUCAUGAUCAUGGCAGUAAAAGCCCAGAAGAUCCAAAUUUGUCCCAAACGUUGCAUUUGUCAAGUACUGCCUCCCAACUUAGCCACCUUAUGUGACAAAAAGGGGCUGCUUUUUGUUCCCCCAGACAUUGACAGACACACAGUAGAACUGCGACUUGGGGACAAUUUUAUCACAACUGUCAAACGGAGGGACUUUGCCAACAUGACCAAGCUUGUAGACUUGACACUCUCUAGGAACACAAUAGGCUCUAUCACUCCCCAUGCUUUCAAUGAUCUGGAGAACCUGCGUGCCCUACACUUGGACAGCAACCGUCUGACACGAAUCACAAAUGACACCUUUAGCGGCAUGUCCAAACUUCAUCAUCUUAUUCUCAACAACAACCAGCUUACGUAUAUUCACAUAGGAGCCUUUAACGACCUCCUUGCCCUUGAAGAGCUUGAUCUCUCCUACAACAAUCUAGAGAGUGCCCCAUGGGUGGCCAUCCAGCACAUGACUAGCCUUCAUACAUUAGGUCUGGACCACAAUAUGAUAGAGUAUAUACCUGAGGGCACAUUUUCAGGCCUCAUGAAACUUAAACGUCUGGAUGUUACUUCCAACAAGCUGCAGAAGCUCCCACCGGAUCCAGUCUUCCAGCGUGCAGGUGUUUUGGCCACGUCAGGUGUUUUGGGCCCAUCAUUAUUUGCAUUAAGUUUUGGGGGUAACCCGUUACGCUGCAACUGUGAGUUGCUGUGGUUGAGGAGACUACGGCGUGAAGAUGACCUGGAGACUUGCGCUGCUCCGCAGCACCUCUCGGGGCGCUACUUUUGGACAGUGUCAGAAGAAGAGUUCCUGUGUGAGCCUCCUCUCAUCACACGUCAUUCUCAGGAGACUCGGGCACUAGAAGGCCAACAUGUUACUCUGCGCUGUAAAGCACGGGGAGAUCCAGAUCCUGUUAUUCACUGGAUUGCCCCUGAUGGCAGACUAGUAUCUAACUCAUCCCGAACAUUGGUGCACACCGACGGGACGCUAGAUAUCCUCAUCAGCACAGUGAAGGACUCUGGAUCGUUUACAUGUGUGGCAUCCAACCCUUCUGGAGAAGCACAGCAGACUGUUCAACUAUUUAUCAUCAAACUGCCACAUUUCACUAACGACACAAGUUUAGUACAGGAACCAGAUCCUGGCUCCUCAGAUAUUGCUACGUCCACCAAAUCAGGUGGAGAUGGUGCCACCGCCAUUGGCAACACAAAAGCUGGGCAGGAAAAACGGGUGGUGAUUUCUGAAAUUACAUCCUCCUCUGCUCUGGUGAAAUUCAACUUACAACGGAAUAUUCCAGGGAUUCGGAUGUUCCAGAUCCAAUACAAUGGCACAUAUGAUGACUCGCUAGUAUACAGAAUGAUCCCCCCAACCAGUAAAAGCAUCCUGGUGAACAACUUGGCAGCUGGGACAUCGUAUGACCUCUGUGUGCUGGCAAUUUAUGAUGACGCGAUGACCACUCUCACAGCUACCCGUGUAGUGGGAUGUGUUCACUUUUCAACAGAGCCUCAGUACCUCCGGUGCCACUUCAUGCAAUCGCAGUUCCUUGGCGGUACCAUUGUUGUGAUCAUUGGAGGUAUCAUCGUAGCCUCAGUCUUGUCUUUUAUCAUCUUCCUUAUUGUGCGUUAUCGAGUGUGCAACCAGGAAGGAGAGGACAAGGGGGUGGAGCUGGGGGAAAUCCGUUCCCCUUCCAGGAGCGAGCAGCUGCAGGUCUGUGGAAUCAUUAAGUCUAUGUCCAAGCAGGUUCUGGGCGUGGAGAUGGAUGCGUGUCGGAAGGUUUCUCCACAAGUGGAGUCAGUGCCCACCGUAGGAACUACAUCUGGGCCGUGGACCUCGAAACCAGCCCUUCCUGACUGCACUGUUACUACCUCUGCCGCCAGUCACAGCUGGCAUCCUGCCUCUCCCAACUCCCAGCGUCCCAUGCAUGCCGCCUCACACAAGCCCGCAGGACCCCCAAAACCAGACACACAGAUCAGUGUCGAGCUCGACAACACCAACAAAAACAACUCAGCCAAGGCACGCCCCAAAUCUGCCCAAAUACGGGCCUAUUCCACCACAGUGAUGCCAGUAUCCAGAAGGGUGCAGCUCGAGUCCUCACGCUACAUGACUGUACCAGUAGGGUGUAUAAGAGUGAGUCGGAGACACUCGUUAAAUGUAGACUCCUGUAAGCAGACCAGUUACGGGAGUCUCCCACAGCAGACUGGCAGCCUUCGCUCCAAACGCAGUUUGUCCAUGAGCGGUGGAGAUCUUCCCCAGCUGGAAGUUUCGGCCAAAAUUCAUGGGAAAGACUCACUGUCCAGGUCGGAAUGGGUUCUAGAAAGCACACUAUAAUUCGUUUUUUUUUUUGUUUUUUUACAACCAUAUCACACCAGUUUUGGUAGACUUACAGACCGUUUUAUUAUUAUAGGUCAGACAAAAAAACUCUAAUCUUUUAAAACUAUUUGGUUUCUGUUUUGGACAUGGCACUCUUACAGUACGUAGUCGGGAAAAAAGCAACAGACUGAUCAUUGUUUUUUUUUAAGGACCAAAAAAAACCAAACAUUUUCUGCAUAUACUAAAUAAUGCAGUUGACAUGUAUAUUACUUUGUUAUAUGGAGUAAUCCAUACAGUACAUCCUGUAUAAACAUGUUAUGUUGUGUAAAAUAAAAUGUGAAAAGCCCCAUUGUUUUUUCUCUGAUACUGUAACAAGGCCGGAAUAACUUAUCUGAGAUGUGAUCACGAGUUAGAAAUAUCACGCAGUACAAUUAGAGAACUGAAAUACACUAUUUAAACUUACUCUGUAAUCAUUAGUGUUCGUGAGUAUGCUCUCUUAUCAGUGUUAUGAGAUUCUUUUAAUGAUUUCUGCCCGAUAACUGUCCUAAAGCAAUAAAAGCACACACAGUGCAUGAGAUGACAACUUAAAUCCAUGAACAGUGAUACAGAAAUGUACUGUACACUCUCCAGAAAGCAUCAUCU